This is a messenger RNA of Cimex lectularius (bed bug), 1339 nucleotides long. RefSeq names its product choline/ethanolamine kinase. Gene Ontology annotation, cellular component: cytoplasm. Lineage: Eukaryota; Metazoa; Arthropoda; Insecta; Hemiptera; Cimicidae. Bases 162 to 1274 code for a protein of 370 amino acids. Gene Ontology annotation, molecular function: ethanolamine kinase activity; choline kinase activity. The record is from RefSeq and is a predicted model, not a curated record. The transcript has 8 exons. Gene Ontology annotation, biological process: CDP-choline pathway; phosphatidylethanolamine biosynthetic process.
CCGACGUUAAAAAGCCACUUUUGGAAGUUUCCAUUCCACAGUCGUUAAUCGCUUGAGAGACGGUCACCACGUUCCGCAUUACAGACGCUCGAGUUCGUUUUAGUUUUUCAAAAAUACUUUACAAAUUUGUCUUCAGAUCUUCCUCAAAAGCCUUUCUAAAAAUGGGUUUAAAAGAAAAGAUGUUGACAGGAGGUGACAAAGAGGUGGUCGAGGCGGCGGUAAGGAUUUGCCGAGGAUAUCUGAACGGGCCGUGGAAGAAAAUAACCGACCUCGACGUGAACGUGAAGAGGCUCAGUGGUGGAUUGAGCAACUUCUUGUACCAUGUCAAACUUGAUGGAUUUGAAGGUGUUAAGCCUGAACAAGUACUUUUACGUGUUUACGGCCAGACUCACGGAGAAGGAGCAAUUGAAAGUCUGAUAACAGAAUCCGUUAUAUUCACGUUGCUCUCUGAGAGGAAAAUCGGUCCCAAGCUUUACGGUGUUUUUCCUGGUGGAAGGAUUGAAGAAUUCAUUCAAAGCAAUUCUUUGACUUCCCAGCAGUUGAGAGAUCCGGAAAUGUCUCUUGCCAUCGCUGAAAAGCUGGCUGCUGUUCAUUUGAUGAACAUUCCUAUUAAUAAACAGCCCCAGUGGAUCUGGGACACAAUGUCUAGGUGGCUUGUAACCAUAGAACAAGCUGAACCAAUGGAAGGCCCAGACACAGUGUUAAACAGUAUAGAUUUUAAGACUGAACUGCAGUGGUUAAAGAACCACUUGAGCAAGAUUCCAUCACCAGCUGUUUUUUGUCACAACGAUUUGCAAGGAGGAAAUAUUCUAUUGCAGCAGAAGAGUGAUGGGUCUCAAAGCCUAGUCUUUAUCGAUUUUGAGUACUGUUCAUAUAAUUACAGAGGAUUCGAUCUUGCAAAUCAUUUUAUCGAAUGGACCUACGAUUACACUAACAAGGAAUACCCGCAUUACACAGCAAAUAGUGAAAAUUACCCAUCAGAGGAUAGCAUGCGAUUAUUUAUAGAGAAGUAUUUGUCAACGAUGUACCCUGAUGGUAAAAUAAAUAAACCGGAAGUUAACAACGUCAAGACAAUGAUUACCGAAGUGAAGCAUUAUACAUUGGCUUCGCAUUUGCUUUGGUGUUUGUGGUCCAUUGUGAACGCCAGGACUUCUUCAAUUCCUUUUGGUUAUUGGGAAUAUGCACUGGAGAGGUUCACAUCAUACAAGAAGCUCAAAAGCCAAUUGAUUUCAUCAAAGGAAAGUCUAUCUACAAAAAGAAAGGUAAUCGAUUAAUGAGCCAAUGGGUGCAGAUGUUGUUCCUUUUGUUGUUGUUUCCUAGAAAGGAGGUACAUUUUUAU